Molecule: messenger RNA, 4005 nt
Organism: Myotis brandtii (Brandt's bat)
Lineage: Eukaryota; Metazoa; Chordata; Mammalia; Chiroptera; Vespertilionidae
Gene: MARCHF10
Product: membrane-associated ring finger (C3HC4) 10, E3 ubiquitin protein ligase
Exons: 9
Coding region: 1696-3918 (740 amino acids)
Molecular function (GO): zinc ion binding
Source: RefSeq, a predicted model, not a curated record
AUCAAUUUGGGGGGCAAGAGACAAAUGUGGAGAGAAGCCGGUUAUUAAACGGGUCAUCUUCCAAACAGGUGAACAUCCUCCCGAGUAAUUUCCUUCUAGAGAUUUCUGUGCCUGAAAACUCUAAGGAACGUUUUGCCUCUGGUUUCUGAAGGCAAGUUCACUCUAGGCCUGAGUGGGUAGUAUGAAAGCGGAUUGCUUAAUCCAUGGACAUUUUCCCACUGUGCAGUCAUGAUGUGAAGCAUGCCACUACCAAAUUUUGACACGGAUUGCAGUUCCCAUCACUUAACACAUACGUAUUGCAAUUUGACAUGUACUGUAAUUCCCAUUCCUUAACCCAGCCUCAGACUGUCAAAUUCUGAUGAGCCUGGAAUAAGCGAGGCAUUGACUGUCAAGUAGCAGAGGCAUUUACCGGCAAGUAAUCAAGCUGUAAUUUCCCGACACCUGCCUAGAGGUGGGCAGAUCCCCAAGUGCACAGUUAACGUGGUAGCCACUGCAUUAUGACAUGACUCCCUCAUCACAGCCGGUGGCUUUAAGCUCUGGUCAGGCAGAGCUUGUGUUCAAUCUAAAUCUAAGAUGAAGCAGUGACUUUGGCGCCUAUGCUGAGAUGUUCUGUGGAGUGGUGCCUCCUGACUACGGUUAGUUGGUGGUGUGGCCUAGAAGAAAGAACACUUCUCACCGAGGGCCAGCUCUGUCCACAUUGCAGCGUGAAUUCAGGCACAAACCGCGCUCCUUCUAAGCACUUCAGUGUCCCACCAAGGGGAUACUUAUUAUCAUGCUUAUCUCAUGGGAUCAUUAUAAGAACGAGUGAGAUGCUUAAAUGUCAUACUAACAUUAGAUUACAUUAUGAAUUGCCUUGGUGUUCAACUAUUCUUGAAAAUGCUACACCAGCAGGUGUCAGUGGAAGGGCAGGUUCUGAUGCUUCUAGAAUACCUUCUUCCACCUCAGCUCAGCCCCGGGCCAGAUUUCUACAAGCCAACCUAAGUGGCAACUUCAUUUUAGACCCUUUUCCAAGCUACGUGCAACCUUUUGAACUGUUUAAUCAGAUUAGAAUUUAACAGGGAAAUAAAUAAACAUCAGCUCCACAUAACCACCUGGAAGCUGGAUGAGUUAGUAGACUGAAAAAUGAAGUGGUCUCUCCAUAUGAGCAGGAACUCAUCUCCCCAGAACAGCUGCUGGCCUAGGGGAGCUGCUGCGACAGGGCCCCGGCAUGUUCACGGGAAGGGACUGGAGCCCAGAUUUCCCCAUUGAAAAUGAUUAGCCCAGGACCUGGGGACGUGAACCUUCUAUGAAAACAGACGUCCUGGGCUCUUCUCCUCUUCCAAGAUCCUGUAUCCUUGCUGGAAGGGGUGUUCAAACCUCAAGGACUGAGGACACAUGGUCACUGCAUUUACUUCGUUGGCAAAGAAAGUAGAGACAAGAUCUCCUUUUUUCAAGAGCACCAUUUGCUCUGCUAAUAGGACAAGGAUGAUUGUCCUUUCACCAUCAUCAACCGAGCAACUAAGUAUUUAGAUUGCAGGUCACAAGGGCCCAGCCUGACUUUGGAAGGAGGCAGUGCACCUGAUCCCAGCAGCAGCUGGCUCUGCCCCAGGCCUGCCCGAGCCAGGGUGUUUACAUCAGCGAGAUCACCUGGGUCUCCGGGAAAGUGAGAGUGAUAGUGAGGAGGAUCUUCUAGCCCAACCUAUCAAGAAUUCUGCGAUGAACUUUGAUUCCAGACUUCCAGCAAUUGACCAAACAUCCGUCAAGCAGAAACAUAAAAGUACCAUGACUGCAAGGCAACCAGAGAAAGUGGGCUCCAGCAAACCCUCUCCAGCAGCCCCGCCACCGCAGAUUUUGUCACGGAAGAGGAGGCCAAACCUGGGGAGAAUGACGGUCAGCCCAGACAUGCAUAGCCCAAGAGGGGCUGGCGACAGAAGCAGACAGAAAUCACAGCUGCCAGGGAAGGCGCCGGCUCUCUGGGGAGCAGAUGCAGUUCAACGAGAAGGCCCAAUGUGGGCAAGUGACACUAAGCUGAAGAGGCCAAUUCUAGAGAGAAGAAACUUGGUCCCAUCCUCACAGCCUUUGGCGAUGAGCAAGAACGCCUCUGAAAGAGCCAGAAAAGGGGACCCACGUACCCUUUCCCAGAAUGAGCCACACCCAGCCCUAUCCCAGGCCUUCCCAGGAAUGAACAGUCCUCGAGUACUGAGUGAGGCCUUGGGGCCACCACUCUUCACCACCACCAUGGGAGGGUCGAGAAGGGUGCCAUUUAGGUUCAGAGAUGAAGAUUUUUAUUCCAUGUUAUCAUUAAGUCAUGGAGAUGAAGAUGAUGACACUGAAGAGGAAAUCCACGCAGAGGAAGAACUUUUGUUGCUCGGUAUGCACUCAUCCCGUUCUCCUUCCAAUCAUAAGAGAAGUCAAUUUCUUGGAACUCAGGCCAAAAAUAAAAACUGUAAAGAAAAUCCUGAAAAUUGCAGGGCUAAUUCUGUAAGGAAUGAGUCCAGUCAUGGCUCACUAGGAAUCAGCAAUGUAAAGGAGCCAGUGAGAGAGCAGCCUUCUGUUGGGCAAAGGAUGUUCCAAGACCCCAGGCUGCCUGACGGGGAGUCUACUAAAGAGAAAGACAGUGGUGACAGUGAAAAUGAGAAAAAGACCUUUCGUUCACAGGACACCAAAUUCAAACCUAAUCUCGAUGAUGAUCUCAAUGCUGAAAAUGUAUUUAGUGAUCCUGCUUCUCUAGAAGACAGGCCUGGGACCCAUGAUUAUGAAAGAGAAUGGCAAACCCAUUUAAAUAGUUCUAGUACUUCUCUUGAUUAUUUUGUUUCUGGAAGACCAACAGCCCCAAGAUCAUCAAUAAAUUCAUCUUAUAACACUCCUGGAUCAUUAAUGCAUUCUGCCCCAAGAGAAGACAUUCCAGGAGACUUGUCAAUGACAUCGACUUUAGUUCACAGUUCAGACUCAGAGGGAAACUCAAGGUUUAAUGUUCGUCAACCACUGUCUCCAAUUAGAAACAGGAAUCCAUCCGCCAGUGCCGAAGACCACAGUUACUUUCCAGUAAACAGUGCACAUGAAUUUGGUGUCAGGGGAGCGGAAGCUAAUCCUUUAACAAGUCAGUCUCAGAGGGCUUCAGUGCAUACAGAAGAUCUCUUACUAAAUUCUCAAAGCAGCAUGCCGCUGGCGGAGCCUUCCGGCUCCUUUCCAUCAAGAAUGAACUUACAAGGCCACUUGCUUGUGCCUGGGUCCCUGCAAGAAAAUAUGCCAUUUACUUUCUUUGCAGUGUCUGAUUUCUCAAACCAAAGUGGUAAUGGGGACAGAAGGGCAGUCUUUGGUUUCAUAGAUGAAAAAGAAGCCACUAAAGAAAAGGCAGACCCAGAGAAACUCAAGAAAUUGCAAGAAAGUCUCCUGGAGGAGGACUCAGAGGAGGAGGGAGACUUGUGUCGCAUCUGUCAGAUAGCCGGGGGUUCCCCCACCAACCCCCUCCUGGAGCCUUGCGGCUGUGUGGGAAGCCUGCAGUUUGUUCACCAGGAGUGCCUGAAAAAGUGGCUGAAAGUGAAAAUAACAUCAGGGGCGAAUCUAGGCGCUGUGAAGACCUGUGAGAUGUGUAAGCAAGGCCUGCUGGUCGAUUUGGAUGAUUUUAACAUGACUGAGUUCUACCAGAAGCACCAGCAGUCCCGGCUGCAAAAUGAGCUGAUGAACUCCGGCUUGUACCUGGUGCUGCUGCUCCACCUCUAUGAGCAGAGGUUUGCGGAACUCAUGAGACUCAACUACAGCCGGGUUGGGAGAGAGCGGAUUCCGAGUUGGGAGAUGGAAAUGAAAACAGCAUUUAUGAAGGCAACAGGCGGGUCAUCUAGCAAGGAGCUGGCCAUGGAGCUCGGCGGAGACCUCUCCCCCAGCCGCCCUUUCUAUGCCCCCAGGUGCCUCCCUCCCUCCCUCCCUCCUCUUUACUGAAACCGAGACCAUGUGUCUGCAGUUACCGUGUUUACUUUAUGCCACUCCCUUCUUGGGGUUUGGCUUGAGCGUCUACGGACAGCAACA